Trichomonas vaginalis G3 is the source of this 354-nucleotide messenger RNA. RefSeq lists its product as uncharacterized. Bases 1 to 354 code for a protein of 117 amino acids. The record is from RefSeq and is a predicted model, not a curated record. Lineage: Eukaryota; Parabasalia; Trichomonadida; Trichomonadidae. The transcript has a single exon.
AUGAGCGGAGUCCAUCCAAAUGAAUUCUUCGUUUUUAUUUUAGAAUUAGAUUCUAUAAGGUACUUCACAAUGUCGAGACGACCCUUUCGUGAAGCUGAAAGUAGUGCAUUUUCUCCUUUAGUAUUCUUCACCUCUUUGUUAACUCCUGAUUCGAUGAAACAUUUAACUAAUUCGAUAUCUCCAUUUUAUGCAGCCAAAAUGAGAGGAGUUGAACCAUUAUCACCAAAUCUAAUUGGUGAAUUGGUACAAGAAGCAACAAGCGCUUUUCACGACUUCACAGUGUCUAUUUUUCAUUAUCAAGGUGAGUGGAAUCUUUCCAUUACGAUUCUUAACACCAACCUUAACUUUCAAUGA